CCAUCCUUCUCCCUGUAUUUCUCAGAUGCUGUUAGUGUCGUCCACAGAGCCUCGUACCCUGAGGAACCGUGAUCCUCCCCAGGUCCAAAGACCACCCACAGACGAAGACAGGCCCAUUGGUCGCACCGUCCCUUUGAGACCAAUGCCUCGUUUGCCAGUCCAAGGUAUGUCUCCUGGCACCAACAAAGCCUGUCCUCUCCUGGUACUCAAGACUCCAAUGCCAACCACAGGCCCAGCCAAAAGACUCCCAGCACCAUCCCAAGUGGUUAGAGUGCCAAACGGCAAAAUCCCUCCACCCCACCAACAGCUUUCUAACACAGCUGGAACCUCCUCCUGCCAGUCUGCUGCAGCAAAAAUACUCACUGCGCCUUCUACAUCCCCACGGCCUGCCUCACAGACCCUGACACCAAUUCCAGGACAAGUUACACCCAGUUCUAGCUCCGGAGCGGUUUUAAAAAAUGUUUGCAAUUCUAUAAAUCAGCCCUCAGAGCAUCACCCCACCACCACCACCACCACCUCUUCUUCAAUGCCAACUUCAUCCAUCUCUGCCGCCAGUAUAUCUCAAGUCCCCAGUACUGCGCCAUCCUGUGUUGCAUCUUCCAGUUUAACCACCUCUAGCAGCUCCUCCACCCGCUCUGUGUCACCACUCUCCACCCCUGCCACAGCAUUUCAUGCCAGGUUUGGUCGCACCAGCAAAUAUUCCACAAAAGACAGUCCUAGGAUGUUUGGCAUCAAGUGCGUAGUGGACUUUGAGAGGAUCUAUCGCUACCUGAGUGUCAUCCACAAACCGAAUGAGGAGUGUAAUCUUACCCCCAUGGAGAGUGCUAUUGUGUUGGACCUGUUGAUGUCUCUCCCAGAGGAGCUUCCGUUGCUGGACUGCAACAAACUGCACAAACAUCUGGUCCAGGUGUACCAAUGUCUCUCAUCCCCUGCUGACUCCAAGAUUGCAAGAGAAAUGUUAAAAGACCUGAAGGGAAGAUUCUGUGCUCAGACCGAGGCACCAAGCUGUCAAGACGGCACCAGAACAAACAGUCAGCAGAAUGCAGCUGGGACUGCUGACAGCAGUGAUACCACGGACAGUGGAGUGCAGAAACUGCAGUCAGAGGAAGCUGAGUGCCAAUCAUCAGGGAACAAUAACACAUCCAACCCAUCAGGAGAUGCAGAUGUGAUGGGACUCUGCCCCCCCCUCAACCCUUUUAUGGUGCCACUGAAACUGUUGAUGCGCAGAUAGAUCAGGGUUCAAAAUUUAGAAUGUAAUUGUUUAUUGAGCAUGCACUAAACCUACGUUCUAUAAUAAUACAUUAUUUUUAUACCCAUUCUAGAGUUGAGAACCAAAUUAUUUGGUUAGAGGUUACUGGGCUUGGGACAGAACCUUAGUAUCUACCAGAAUCUCAACCAUUGAAAGUUGGAAUGAGAUGUCUGGUCAGAUUCAUUGUAUUGUUGACUUAUUUUUUGAUUGGAUAGUUUCUUGUUUAAAUCAGAAUUUAUUCAAUUUUACACUUAUUUAUUUCCUGUUCAUCUGCUUUUGUUAAGACAACAUUAAACUGAUGCAUAAACUGA
This is a messenger RNA of Micropterus dolomieu (smallmouth bass), 1560 nucleotides long. RefSeq names its product mucin-5AC-like. Gene Ontology annotation, cellular component: nuclear body. The record is from RefSeq and is a predicted model, not a curated record. Gene Ontology annotation, biological process: snRNA transcription. NCBI's taxonomy places the organism in Eukaryota, Metazoa, Chordata, Actinopteri, Centrarchiformes, Centrarchidae. Gene Ontology annotation, molecular function: RNA polymerase II general transcription initiation factor activity. The transcript has 4 exons. The coding region runs from base 26 to 1231 and encodes 401 amino acids.